AUGCAUCCCACCCAGGCAACCGGAGGUCCUAACCUCAAUAUAUCCAUCGCGGCGCCUCCAAUAUGGACAUACGCCGCAGGGGAUACAAUAAUCGGCAGCGUGAACCGCCACUCGCACCUCGUGGCCCCAGACGCCAAGAUCGCACUUACAUUGAUCGGGCGUACAAAAGCCCGCUUAAUAACAGAAGGCUACCCAACAAAAACCACAAGCCACGGCAACUGGAAGCUUUUCCACUUGCCCCCACAGACCCUGUUACGUGGACCUAUCCACAUACCCUCCCCCAGCACCCCAACCGACUGGAUCAACAUCCCCUUCUCAAUUAAUAUCCCCGAAGCAGCUUCGCUCUCAGCAGUGCGCGACCACUCACAAGAAGAGAGCUUCGUCCCCCUAGAAGCAAGCUGCAUCACACAACACCCGUUACCCGGAACGUUUUACACCGAAUGGAGCGGGGCGAAGGUCUGCAUCGAGUACUAUCUCCAGGCGCAGCUGCGGUAUAUGCGCAAUGGGUCGUGGCGGGUGCAGCGCGCGACAGCGCCCGUCACGCUGGCCCAUCCGAACGUCGACGCGGGCGGGAUCCGGUUUGCGCUGCAGCGGUGCAGUAUCGUGAGCCGGGUGCGCAGUCAGCGACUGCUGCCGUCGAUGCGGGAUGUGGGGUUAUCCUUGACGCAGAAGACGCAGAAGAUUCUUGGGUUGUCUUCCGUUCCUGGAUUCAGCUUUGAGGUUGUGAUGGGUGUGCCGGUUGCGAUUCAACUCGAUAACUCGUCGCCGAUUCCGCUUCUUAUCAGGGUUAUUCCGCGGCGGGACGGGAGUAGUAGUGCUAUUUGGGAUGUUGUGCAACGGGUCGAGGUUACGGCGGUUAAGAUGAGUAUUCUUUCGAAAGUGGAGAUUGUUCUCAAACCGAGCGAGGAGAGCCUUUAUACCAUUCCUAAUGAUGAACAUGUCUUUGUUCAGCAUUUGGGGCUGGAGAAAGCGUUUGAGCAGCUCAAGGAUCCUAUUGUAACUUUUGCUGGGCCGAGUGAUACUCCCGUUGAUAUUGGGAGGGUACUUCGCCUUGUUCUUGGACACGAUGGUCUGAUGAGUGAUGGGAAGCGUCUCAGUCUUGUGGCUAGCAUCCAGCCUAGUUUUGUCACUUUCAAUACCAGGUUGAGUCACUCGAUCAUAUGGCAGACCUCUCUUAGUAUUGCUGGGGAGACACGAACGGUGUCGAUGACUGCAGAGGUCACUGUGUAUAACAGUGCAUCCAGGCUGUGA
Messenger RNA from Penicillium roqueforti, 1251 nucleotides. RefSeq lists its product as uncharacterized. Lineage: Eukaryota; Fungi; Ascomycota; Eurotiomycetes; Eurotiales; Aspergillaceae. The transcript has a single exon. The record is from RefSeq and is a predicted model, not a curated record. The coding region runs from base 1 to 1251 and encodes 416 amino acids.